Molecule: messenger RNA, 963 nt
Organism: Dentiscutata erythropus
Lineage: Eukaryota; Fungi; Glomeromycota; Glomeromycetes; Diversisporales; Gigasporaceae
Source: the annotation of a GenBank genome assembly
AUGCACUUUAAAUAUGCUAGAUUUGCUCGUAAAGUUGUUUUCACUUCCGUAGGUCAUCAAUUUCAACGUAUCAUAUCACAAAAAAAGGAUUCUUUAAGCAGAGACAAAACAGUAAAAACAUUUAUGCGAUUGAAUGGCGGAAAGAUUAUCGCUGCAGUUACAAUUGGAGGAAGUACUCUUGCCGUAUUAAUAAACUUAUAUACGAAUUUUACUCAGUAUGAUAUAAUUUCUCCUGAUAAAUUUAUUCCUUUAACUAUAAAUAAAAUAACUCCAGUUAAUCAUAACACGAGUAUUUUUCGUUUGAAAUUUCCGAAACCGCUAAAAGAAAAUUUGCCAAUUACAUCUUGUUUUCAUAUUAAAGAUGAUUCAAUACAAAUCGUUCGCGAGUAUACACCCAUAUCUCCAACAGACGAAAGAAAUUACAUUGAGUUUUUAAUCAAAAUAUAUAAUGAUGGAUACUUAUCUCGGUAUAUUCAUUCCUUAAAAGAAGGUAAUAUUGUGGAGGUGAGAGGUCCGAUAUUGACCUUUCCUUAUACACCAAACAUGAAAACACAUAUUGGAAUGAUCUGUGGUGGAACCGGGAUAACUCCAAUGUAUCAAUUAAUUAAACAUAUUCUGUGCAAUCCUGAUGAUAAAACAAAAAUAUAUAUGAUCUAUGCAAAUGUUACCAAACAAGAUAUUCUUCUUCUUCGAGAACUAGAUCAAUUAUCUCAAGGACAUCCCGAUCAAUUAAAAAUCUUUUAUACUCUGGAUCAACCUCCUAACAAUGAAUUAUGGACACAGGGAGUUGGUUAUGUAUCUCAAAAUGCAAUUAAAAACCUUAUCCCUGGACCUCAAGAAGAUGUGCUUAUACUCGUUUGUGGACCAGAAGGCGGUGACAAGGCGAGAGAUUUAUCACAAGGUCCUGUUGGUGGCAUAUUGAAAAACCUUGGGUAUAAACAGCAUCAAGUUUUUAAAUUUUGA